Manduca sexta (tobacco hornworm) is the source of this 1662-nucleotide messenger RNA. Its product is annotated as small glutamine-rich tetratricopeptide repeat-containing protein alpha-like. Gene Ontology annotation, cellular component: membrane; TRC complex. Gene Ontology annotation, molecular function: protein binding; molecular adaptor activity. Lineage: Eukaryota; Metazoa; Arthropoda; Insecta; Lepidoptera; Sphingidae. The coding region runs from base 227 to 1108 and encodes 293 amino acids. The transcript has a single exon. Gene Ontology annotation, biological process: post-translational protein targeting to endoplasmic reticulum membrane. The record is from RefSeq and is a predicted model, not a curated record.
AGAUCAGGAGCACUCGAUGAGACCGAGUAAUUUGUUGCGACAUCUGUAGAUACUUAUAUAUAGAUGAAACAAAAUAAAUAACAUGGCAACAUUCGGAUUAUCAUGACAAUGUCAUUUUGAUGUAACAUUGGACUGUCACAUUAUCCUAAUCAUUUCGUCGAUAAAGAUCUAAAAAUAAUAGAAGUUCGUCAAUAGAUAUUACUUAUUAACACGUAACAUCGCCAUUAUGUCGAACGAAAUAAAGAUCGUGGCAGCGAGUAUCGUAAAUUUCCUAAAACAACAGCUCGAGAGCGAGGCGCUCAGCGUGGACUCGCGCGAGAGCGUCGAGGUUGGCGUGCAGUGUAUCGAGACCGCGUUCGAGCUCGGGCCAGACGACGCGGCGCUCGGACUCGACCUGCUGCAGCUCGUGCGGCAGCAGCGCGGCGGCGCGCCUCCACCCGCCGCCACCCGCGAACAGGCCGAGAAACUUAAGAACGAGGGCAACGAGCUCAUGAAGACCGAGCGGUACCGCGAGGCGCUAGAAAAGUACACGAGUGCCAUCCAGCUCGACCCGCGCAACGCCGUGUACUUCUGCAACCGUGCCGCCGCACACUUCAAGCUGAACGAACACGAGGCGACCGUCGCCGAUUGCACUGCUGCGCUCGCGCUGCAGCCUGACUACAGCAAGGCGUACGGCCGCCUCGGGCUCGCAUUCACCGCGUUGGAGCGACACCGUGAGGCGCGCGCAGCUUACGCCCGCGCCACGCAGCUCGAGCCCGACAACGAGUCCUACCGACAGAACCUGCAGCUCACCGACGAGCGACUGACGCAGCGCGGCGAGCGAGGCCCGAUGGACCUCGGCAGUUUGCUGCAGAACCCCGCACUGCUAAACAUGGCCACUGAGAUGCUCGCCGACCACAACAUGCAGAACUUGAUCUCCAACCUCAUGAACAACACAGCGGGCGGCACAGGUGCGGCGCGGCAGUCUGGCAGCAUGGACGCGCUGCUGGAGGUGGGUCAGGCGCUGGCACAACACAUGCAGGCCGCCAACCCUGAUCUGGUGGAGCAGCUACGGAGACAGGUGCGACCCCCGGGGCCCGGCGGCAAUCCCCCGCCGCCCGCACAAUGAGCCGUGUGCUGUGUUAGACUAUGUAAUUAUGAUACGUGGAAGGUGUGUCUGCUGAUCAUCAGUUCUCUGAAGGACUACUGCUUAAGCCGAAAGAUAAAUUAUGUAUGUUAGUAUUAAUGAAAAUUUAAAGUGCCGUUUUCAGUUGAAAUAUUUAUAAUCAUUGUUCACUAUACACUACAGUUGUUUUGCUGUGCAAUGAAUCCAAAUCACAUUAAACUUGUAUGGGUUGGCUUUUUAUCUCACUACUAUUUGUAGUUUGUAAUGGUUUUCCUUUAUGCAGCUGUUUGUACUGUUAUGAGUUAGCUAACUUGUGGAUUCUGAAUGUUUCAUGAAGCUUUGUGCAUUUAUGUAUAUUCACUGAAUGUCCAUUGAAAAGUAUGAUCACUAGUAACCAUAAAAAGUGGUAAUAUAUUAUAAAUUGUAAUUUUCUUUUAUAAAUAUGUAAUGUAUGAUAUUGUUAAGAAGGGAGUGACAGAGGGUGCCUCUAUUGGAUCCAAAUUAUUCUUAGCUAAGGUUUCAAAAUAUUGGUACUGUUAAUAAAUUUAUUUAAAUAA